This is a messenger RNA of Staurois parvus, 409 nucleotides long. The record is from the annotation of a GenBank genome assembly. NCBI's taxonomy places the organism in Eukaryota, Metazoa, Chordata, Amphibia, Anura, Ranidae.
AUGUACACACAGACACAUGCACGUACAUACACACACACACACACACAGAUGUACAUGCACACAGACACAUGUACACACACAUACAUAUACAUACACACAGACACAUGUACAUGCACACAUGUACACACACACACACACACACACACACACCCUCUAAAAAGUUGCAGUACUUUGUUGUUCACUCACAGAGCCGGGUACUGCACUCUAGGGGGAGGCAGAGAGCAGAGCACACAUUCCUUCCUUUGCUUUCACUGCACUCAGUUAUUGAGCAGUCUGACGGCUCCCAGUGCCAAUGACAGAUCCGGCCUGAGCUCUGAGCCUGCUCAGUAAGACGGCCCUGGGGGACACACUUACCCCCACCAUAAUUUCCACUCACCAUUGGCGAGUGGAAAUUUCAAGGCCUGCUCUA